Messenger RNA from Camelina sativa (false flax), 989 nucleotides. RefSeq lists its product as uncharacterized. Lineage: Eukaryota; Viridiplantae; Streptophyta; Magnoliopsida; Brassicales; Brassicaceae. The record is from RefSeq and is a predicted model, not a curated record.
UCAAAAACUCGUCGUCAGAAAUUUUCAAAAAGAUGGCGAGUUUCGAGAAAUUCGAACCCAUAUUCGGAGAAGUAGUACCCGAACGAUCGGAUCCGGGUACGGGUCUUCUCCGGCGAUGUCUCUUCCACGUCUACGCUUCCGAUUCGUAUAACUUAACAGUCCAUGUCACUGACUUCGUCUCCGGCGUCUGGACGACGAUCCUCUCCGUCUCGAAGCUAGAUGAUAUGAGGGAUACUGUUGGGAUUGGUGGUUCGUGGUCUGAGUUCGUCGAUUAUACUGUAGCUUCUUUGAAAUCAGAUAAUGUGAAGCUUCUUCUGCUUGGACCAAAUUCAGUUUCUAAUGGUGUUGAGAUUGCGCGAUUAGUUUCUCAGAAGGCCAAAGGAAUGCCUCGCAUAAUAGUUACUCUAACAAAGAUGGUGGACUCAUCUGCUGCUAGUGAGGCAAUGGCUAAUCUGUCUUUCGAGUUGUUCAGAGAGUUCAAGAGCAAGCAGCACUUACAAGGAGAAGUGAGUUCGUCAGCUGCAGCAACUGAUGAAAAGGAUAAGAGGGACGGUGGUACCCAUAACCAACUGGAACGAAACUUCUCUGGAAAGCUAGAUGUUAUGGCUCCAUCAACAGAUAACCAGCAAGACUCUCCUGCCAAGAAAUCCUCCCGAGAAGCUAACACAGCAAAACCUGUUAAACGAGUUCCUGCUCACCGAAGAACGCGUAAACGCGGUGCUCUUUUGCAGGAUUCAGAAGAAGAGGACGGGUGAUUGGAACAGAACAUAAUCUUAGACGACAUUUUAAAUCCAUCAUCAGCUCUUAGUAACAAACUGAAUCGCCUGGGAUGUAUACUUAUGCUGAUGAUAGUUUCUCAGGUCCUUUUUUCUCCUCUUUUGGUGAUUUGAUUUUGUAAAAAGAAUCUGGAAGGUUAGCGUAGAUUCCUUGUGGACACAUACUACAGUAUAAGCAAUUUUUGAAAGAUGAAAAAGAAAUAAAGUUGAAUC